AUAUUCCUCGAGCAGCCAGUAGCCGUUUUCUUUCUUUCUCUCCGAUCACCAUCACCACCAUCCUAAUCCCCGAUCAUCAUCGUCGCCAUCACCACCGUCUUCCCUUUUCUUCUCCUUCUCCAAUCGGUCUUUCCUUUCUUAUGAUCUCACCGUCUCCAACUUCCUUAUACAUCAAAAUCCCCGGUUGUAGUCAAUCGGGAAGCCAUCACCCACACUCACCUUCUGGAACCAAGGCCGCCGUCCAGCAUCAGCCAAGUCAGCAAGUGAACACCGAAAUUGGAACAAAAAGGGCUUGAUCUAUCAAUCCAAGAUAGCGGUGCUGUUCACGCGAGAAUGCAGCGAUUCGGCGAAACCUCAAUCAUCAUCCAACUGAAACAGAUCUACAGACUAAAUCUAUGCCAGCUAUGGAUCACAGGUGGGUGACGACAGGAUGAAUUGGACGCAGAUUGAAGGCCCAAAUGCAUUGUUGCAGAUUUUUGUAAAAAUGUGAGGAUUGGAGAGGCCCAAUUCCAUGUUGCAGAUUCUGGUAAAAGCAAGAAACAAAUUUGAAAAGCCCAAAAACCGUGGAUCCAAAAGGCUAGGAGAGUUAAUUUCUGGAAUAUUCUUUUAGGGUUUUCUUUGCUUUUGAGCAGUAUAAAUAGAACUUUAGAUGAUGGUUUUGGGGGGGUCUUUUGUCUGAGUUGGGUAUUGAGAACGGCAGCAGAAAGGAGGGAGUUCUGCUUGAGGGAAGUAGCAAUUUGGGAGGAGAUUGUCAAGCUCUUGAAGGAGUGACUAUUGUGAGAAUUGGUUUUUGGGUCUAUCUUUGUAAGUAAUCUUCGAAACAGAGGGUCCUUUCAGGGAAAUGGUGAAGGGAAUGGUGGGAGCUUGAUCCUGUGGGUGGGAUUCCUCCCAUCAAACUCAGAUCUAUUUUUCCUUUGCUUUGUUUUCUGUUGAUGUUUUCUUUAGAUAUGAUGUUAAACCCAUGUAUGUUGCUGAAAAAUUAAUGAAAAAAUCAAAAAAAA
Molecule: messenger RNA, 1001 nt
Organism: Rubroshorea leprosula
Lineage: Eukaryota; Viridiplantae; Streptophyta; Magnoliopsida; Malvales; Dipterocarpaceae
Source: the annotation of a GenBank genome assembly